AGCGGGAGUCUCGCGAUAGAUAUUUCCUUCACGUUCCUUUCAAUUUUAAACCUUUCAGGGUGCACUCAGUUUUCCAAUCUCGCAUCCACGUAUGCGGUUGUUGCGAAAUAUGAUGGCACAUACAUUCACGCUCCUUCUCACCCUUUUCCUGGCAUCAUGCACCAUAGGAGAACACACCUCCAACUGGGCCGUCCUGGUCUCCACGUCCCGCUUCUGGUUCAACUACCGCCACCUAGCCAACGUACUCUCGCUCUACCGCACCGUAAAACGUCUUGGAAUCCCCGACUCGCAAAUCAUCCUCAUGCUCCCCGACGACAUGGCCUGCAACCCCCGCAACGCGUUCCCCGGCACUGUAUACAAUAACGCCGACCGCGCGCUCGAUCUCUAUGGCGACAAUAUUGAGGUAGAUUAUAGAGGCUAUGAGGUCACGGUGGAGAAUUUUAUUCGGCUGCUGACCGAUAGGGUUAGUGAGGAUAUGCCGAGGAGUAAGAGGUUGUUAACGGAUGAUCGGAGUAAUAUAUUAGUGUAUAUGACUGGGCAUGGUGGAAAUGAGUUCUUGAAGUUCCAGGACGCAGAGGAGAUUAGUGCGUUUGAUCUUGCAGAUGCAUUUGAGCAGAUGUGGGAGAAGAAACGGUACCAUGAAAUGCUCUUCAUGAUCGACACAUGUCAAGCAAACACCAUGUAUUCGAAAUUCUACUCGCCCAACAUCCUCGCAACCGGGUCUUCGGAAAUCGAUCAAUCGUCCUAUUCCCACCACGCAGACAACGAUGUCGGAGUCGCUGUCAUCGAUCGCUACACCUACUAUAACCUCGAAUUCCUCGAAACUCAAGUCCGAGACCCAACGAGUAAACUUACAAUGGGUGACUUAUUCGACAGCUACGACGAAGAGAAAAUCCAUUCGCAUCCCGGCGUUCGAUAUGAUUUGUUCCCCGGAGGCGAAGAUGCCGCGCGGUCGAGACUGGUCAUGGACUUCUUCGGCAAUGUACAGAAUGUCGAGGUUGAAGGAGGGAUUCGGAGGAAUGAGACGGUCUGGCAGGAAGAGUUGGCCGCAAUUGAGCGCAUGAUUGUGGAAGCUAAGAGGAGGCAUAACGAGACCGUCAAUACCCGACCACAGCCGCAACAUGUUGUUGAAGAGGCUGAAGUUGCGGAUGCCAAGCGGAGCCUGAGAAAAGAGGGUGCCGUACGCGUUGAUGAAGAAUCGGGAUGGACGAAGCAGAUUGUUGGGGCAGCGGCCUUGUUGGGAUGUGCUGGGGUUUGGGCUGCCGGGUCGUGGUUCGAGUCGCUUUGAAAGAAACAUGAGAUAGCCGGGGAACAUGUUCAUCCUAAAACACGAAAUAGCUGGCCUAGCUUCCCGCGGCUUGCACGAAUUUCUAGUCGAUAGGGAUGCUACAGAGGCGUAUGCAUCGCAUCCCGCCGCGCCGAACUUUGUCACGUCCCUGCGUGCAGAAGCUUGAUAUAUAGCUGGGGCGGAAGGAGGAAGGAUGUGCGUUAUUCGCGGAAGAGCCGAGAGUUUAAUCAGCAGAAGCCCGUAGGUUUCCAGGGAAGGCACAGCCCGCACCCACUAGCAACGUAGACGCCUCCCCAUCGAAGCAAAUCUAUUACAUAGUUGUUAUG
Molecule: messenger RNA, 1614 nt
Organism: Lindgomyces ingoldianus
Lineage: Eukaryota; Fungi; Ascomycota; Dothideomycetes; Pleosporales; Lindgomycetaceae
Exons: 2
Coding region: 110-1288 (392 amino acids)
Biological process (GO): protein localization to cell surface; attachment of GPI anchor to protein; proteolysis
Cellular component (GO): GPI-anchor transamidase complex
Molecular function (GO): GPI-anchor transamidase activity
Source: RefSeq, a predicted model, not a curated record